AGCGUGUCGUAUAAUUUGUCACGUGUAUUAAUUUCAAUACUUCGAUUGAUUUGUUUAUUACAAAUUAAUGUUGAACAUUUAUUUAUAUCAAAUACUUAUUUCAUAAACAUUAAGAAUCUCUUGAAGUAAUUGAUACAUUUUCUAGUGUGUAGUUUCUUGCAGUGUAUAUGAGCUUUAUAAACAUAUAUAUAUUGAUAAAUUGAAAGACGGUAACAGAAGCCGGCUCAGUGUUUUAUCAAUAAUUUUGUGCUGAGAUUAGAACGAUGAAGAUUGAAGAAGUUAAAAGCUCUGCAAAAACACAAAGAAUUUCAGCCCAUACUCAUAUAAAAGGUUUGGGUCUUGACGAAAAUGGUGUUGCUAUACAAUCAGCAGCUGGAUUAGUUGGUCAGGAGUUAGCUCGUGAGGCAGCAGGUUUUGUUGUAGAUUUAAUAAAAUCUAAAAAAAUGGCUGGUCGUGCUGUGUUAUUAGCUGGCCCACCAGGAACUGGUAAAACUGCAAUAGCUCUAGCGAUUGCUCAAGAACUUGGAACCAAAGUACCUUUUUGUCCGAUGGUUGGAUCUGAGGUGUACAGUUCUGAAAUUAAAAAAACAGAAGUGUUAAUGGAAAAUUUCAGACGAGCCAUUGGUUUGAGAAUCAAAGAAACAAAAGAAGUGUAUGAGGGAGAAGUAACUGAGUUGACUCCGGUAGAGACAGAAAAUCCUAUCGGAGGAUAUGGAAAAACAGUAUCACAUGUUAUUAUUGGUUUAAAAACGGCAAAGGGUACAAAACAAUUGAAACUAGACCCAUCAAUUUAUCAAUCAUUACAAAAAGAAAAGGUUGAAACUGGCGAUGUCAUCUAUAUCGAAGCAAAUAGCGGAGCUGUUAAGAGGCAAGGUAGAAGUGACAAUUACGCUACUGAAUUCGAUUUAGAAGCAGAAGAAUACGUUCCUUUACCAAAAGGUGAUGUCCAUAAAAAGAAGGAAGUUGUACAAGAUGUUACAUUACAUGACCUUGAUGUUGCAAAUGCUAAACCACAAGGAGGACAAGAUAUUAUGUCAAUGAUGGGACAAUUAAUGAAGCCAAAAAAAACUGAAAUUACAGAUAAAUUGAGAAAAGAAAUAAACAAAAUUGUAAACCAAUAUAUUGACCAAGGCAUAGCUGAAUUAGUACCAGGAGUUUUAUUCAUAGAUGAAGUUCAUAUGCUAGAUAUUGAGACAUUUACAUAUCUUCAUCGUUCCCUUGAAAGUGCGAUUGCUCCAAUCGUAAUAUUUGCUACAAAUAGAGGUCAUUGUAAUAUCAGAGGAACAGAUGACAUUGUUUCACCUCACGGAAUUCCCUUAGAUCUUUUAGAUCGAUUAGUUAUAAUUCGAACACUUCCAUAUUCUAGAGCAGAAAUUGAACAAAUUAUGAAAUUACGAAUUGCAACAGAAGGAUUACAAAUUGAAGACGAAGCUUUAAGUGCAUUGGGAGAACUUGGAACAAGAACGACACUCAGAUAUGCGGUUCAUUUGUUAACACCCGCAGCAUUAACAGCUAAAAUAAACGGAAGAACAAUGAUCAAAAAAGAAGAUGUGGAAGAAGUUGAUUCAAUAUUUUUAGAUGCAAAAUCUUCUGCGAAAAUUCUUACUCAAAAUAAAGAUAAAUUUAUGAUGUGAAUAAUUUAUUUAUGAAAUCUUUAUUAUCUAAUUUUCUAUUGUAUCACUUUAUUAUUUUCAUUCAAUAAAUUCAUCAUUGACACAGAUAU
Messenger RNA from Chelonus insularis, 1723 nucleotides. It is a transcript of the gene pont, whose product is annotated as pontin. NCBI's taxonomy places the organism in Eukaryota, Metazoa, Arthropoda, Insecta, Hymenoptera, Braconidae. Gene Ontology annotation, biological process: regulation of transcription by RNA polymerase II; box C/D snoRNP assembly; chromatin remodeling. Bases 264 to 1634 code for a protein of 456 amino acids. Gene Ontology annotation, molecular function: ATP hydrolysis activity; ATP binding; DNA helicase activity. Gene Ontology annotation, cellular component: Ino80 complex; R2TP complex; Swr1 complex. The transcript has 3 exons. The record is from RefSeq and is a predicted model, not a curated record.